Molecule: messenger RNA, 2319 nt
Organism: Owenia fusiformis
Lineage: Eukaryota; Metazoa; Annelida; Polychaeta; Sabellida; Oweniidae
Source: the annotation of a GenBank genome assembly
CUAAAUGUAACAUGGUCAUUUUUACAUUUUUAUAUUUCUACUAUUCAUGGUGAUCAAUCCCCAUUCAGGUCAUUUUAACAGGUCCCUUUACUUACUUUUGCAUCAGUGUGUUAGGUUUUAAUCCCGUUGUUUAUGUUCUUUUGUAUGUGCUUUGUAUGUUCACUUUCACUUACUUUUCUUUUGUUUAAACCUGUUUUGUAUGUUGUGUCAUGCUGUGUUUGUUUUAAGUUAUGUUUUAUGUUCCAUAUUUGGUAUUAUUCACUCACAUCUGAGUUGGGGUGUUGCCCCAGUUUUUGUCAAUAGUUGCCUAGAGGUAUAUGAUAGAUUGUGUACAGAACACUGUGUUUUGAAGUUGGAAAUAUAUAUUUUUGAGACAUUUUACUUAAAUCUUACGUUUUAUUAUUUGCCACCCACGGCCUUCCAUCGCCCAUUUACAAUGGUACCAGGAGUGGGGUGAGCACGAGCAACAGUGGGGUAAGGCAGAUAUAUUAUUAGGCAAUCAAGGAUAUUCAAUUAGUAAACAAGAAGCUGUCAAAAUGGAGAAAACGAUUUCUGAAACUUUAGGAACAAUGACUAACCUUAUGUCAUCUUUCUUCGAACACUUGGAUAAAAUGCGAAGUGAUUUGGAAAACAUCAAUGGAUAUUUAUUUCGUGACAUGCAAUACUCUUCAAUUCAAACUUGUUGGUUUUGCAAAAUUCCUGGACAUCAUAAAGCAACAUGUAAGAGAUACAAGAUGGCACGUCACUAUUGUUCAUUAUGCGCCACAUAUGGACACCGUAACAAGGAUCAUUGUGAGCCAACAACGAAUACUAAUUGCAUCAAAAUUCCGAACAACAUGCACCCUGACCUUAAAACGGCAUCCGUGCAAACCAAGAAAAUAAAGGAAACUUACAAACCGAACCACAGCAAGUAUUCGCAGACACAGACGUUUGACAUGGAUAAAUAUAUAACUGCUGUCAAAAAUUACAAGAAAAUAGAAAGUGAACUUUAUGGACAAAAACAUGGUAAUGACAUUUAUCGUGAGAAAAUUUGCACAAUGGAGACGGAUACAGCUAAUCUUAAAUUACAAUUGAAGUCACAAAAGAAACGUAUUUUAUCUUUAGAAGAGGAACUCACUGCAUAUGCAACAAAUGAUCAAAAAGCUGAUUUAAAUCCAGAUCAUCUAAUAUCUCAACUACAGGAAUCGCAGAAACUUAUUACAUCUCUUCAAUCUCGGAACAACGAAUACUCGACAAUGAUACGUGAUAUGAAUGCUAAACUCGACAAUCAACUUCAGAGAAAUAUACUGGUUGGAAAAUGUGAUUAUGCAACAAAUUCAACGGAUUCAAAUUUGGACCUAUGGAAACUUGGACUGCAUAUGUUUGGAAUGCCUCAUAUAGCCCCAACAUGUGAAGUGGGCUUAUAUUUCCCCUACAGCUACAAUGGUUCCAUCUAUUGUUUCUACCCUGGUCCUCUGAGCUGGUGGGAUGCUGAGCCGAAGUGUCAGGAAAAUGGCGCAUACUUGGCUGCCAUUGAAACCGAAGAAGAACAACAUGCUUUACAAAGCUACGUGCGCAGACAUGGCACUGAUGACAUGUACAUUGGCCUCAGGCGAGAUGAGGACACUGGCAUUUAUCAUUGGAGCGGGUUAUCCGAUACAGUGACAUACUUCUCUUGGGCAGAAGACAAUCCCCAGGAGCGUAAGGGUGAAUCCUGUGUGCUGUUGAGCAAGUACUGGAUCCAUGACUAUAACUGGGGCGAUUGGUAUUGCUCUGGAAGAUAUGGUUUCAUUUCAUGCGGCGUGGGCUUAUAUUCACCCUACACCUACAAUGGCUCCACGUAUUGUUUCUACCCGGGACCUUUGAGCUGGACGGAUGCUGAGCUGAAAUGUCAGGAACAUGGCGCAUACUUGACAGCUAUUGAAACUGCAGAUGAACAAAAUGCUCUAAGGGGCUACCUCCGCAGACAUGGCAUGGGUUGGAUGCACAUUGGCCUUAAGCGAGACGUUGGCACUGGCCUCUAUCAUUGGAGUGGGUCAACGGAUACAGCAACAUACUUCUCUUGGGGACGAUACGACCCUGGUUGGGGUAAUGAGAAAUGCGUCAUAAUGAUCACUAAAUUAAACUAUGACUACAACUGGGCAGAUUUUGUAUGCUCUGAAAAAACUGGUUUCAUGUGUGAGCAUAAAAAUCAUUGAACGAUUGAAGUAAAGACACUCUACUAUACCUUGCAUCUGGUGUUCAUGAGCAACCCAUUUGGCUUAUUAAUGAUGAUUAUGUUAUUUGUUUUUAUUUGUCUAUUCCUUAUUAAUGGUUUAUCGUUUGAAUGUUAGAUGUUAC